Messenger RNA from Dipodomys ordii (Ord's kangaroo rat), 1522 nucleotides. It is a transcript of the gene Slc35d1, whose product is annotated as solute carrier family 35 (UDP-GlcA/UDP-GalNAc transporter), member D1. The record is from RefSeq and is a predicted model, not a curated record. Gene Ontology annotation, molecular function: GDP-fucose transmembrane transporter activity; antiporter activity. Bases 260 to 1198 code for a protein of 312 amino acids. The transcript is spliced from 11 exons. Lineage: Eukaryota; Metazoa; Chordata; Mammalia; Rodentia; Heteromyidae. Gene Ontology annotation, cellular component: Golgi apparatus.
CCUUUUUGUAGAUUAAAGGUGUGAACUCGUUGGAAGAGAUGUAGAAAUCUGUCUUACCUUCCGUUUCUGGAAGCUGAGUGAAAUUGUACAUAGCAGACAAGACGAGGCAAGUGGCCAGCCCCCCAGGCUACAGAAACCGGCGGGGCUGGCUGACUUUAGAAACGCUGGUUUAAAAAAAAAAAUUCACGUCUUUUAUUUAAAUAAAAGAAGGGCAUUGUUGGGGAACCAAAAUGUGUUUUUAAGUUCAAUUCACUGUGUCAUGUGGCAUUUCCUGACCUUGUUUUUUUUUCUUUUUACCCUCCCUCCUUCCCCUCUUCUUUACCCCUUUUGUAGAUUUCCCUCCUCGCUCUGUGUUGGACUUGGCCAGAUGGUGGCCACAGUAGCGGUUCUCUGGGUGGGAAAGGCACUCAGAAUAGUCAAGUUUCCUGACUUUGACAGAAAUGUACCUCGAAAGACGUUUCCACUACCUCUACUAUAUUUUGGGAACCAAAUCACGGGACUGUUCAGCACAAAGAAACUGAACUUGCCCAUGUUUACAGUUCUGAGAAGGUUCUCCAUCCUGUUUACAAUGUUUGCUGAAGGAGUGUUACUCAAGAAGACUUUUUCUUGGGGUAUUAAAAUGACUGUAUUUGCAAUGAUUAUUGGAGCCUUUGUAGCUGCCAGCUCUGACUUGGCAUUUGAUCUGGAAGGAUAUGUUUUUAUUCUGAUAAAUGAUGUUCUCACAGCAGCAAAUGGUGCAUACGUGAAACAAAAAUUAGAUUCAAAAGAGCUGGGAAAAUAUGGUCUGCUGUAUUAUAAUGCACUGUUUAUGAUUCUGCCCACCUUGGCCAUUGCAUAUUUCACAGGAGAUGCACAAAAGGCAAUGGAGUUUGAAGGCUGGGCGGAUACCCUUUUCCUUUUGCAGUUCACCCUCUCCUGUGUGAUGGGGUUUAUCUUGAUGUAUGCAACAGUACUCUGCACGCAGUAUAAUUCUGCUCUUACAACUACAAUAGUUGGCUGUAUUAAGAAUAUAUUAAUAACUUACAUUGGAAUGGUCUUUGGUGGAGAUUAUAUUUUCACAUGGACAAAUUUCAUUGGCUUGAAUAUCAGCAUUGCUGGCAGCCUGGUGUAUUCUUACAUCACAUUCACUGAAGAGCAGCUGAGCAAACAGUCAGAGGCCAGUAACAAGCUGGACGUUAAGGGAAAAGGAGCAGUAUGAACAGGGCUGCUCCAGGACCUACCCCAGCUUCCCAUGGCUCAGAACACUGGCACUUCCCACGCAGAUAAUGAGAUGUCAUGAUUUCACGGGAGAGACUGUUCCUUUGCACUUGUACAAUCCGAGGAUUGAUUGCUGCCUUUUAAAAUUUUAUCAGAGAAACUGACUCUAUUUUAAGUAUUUUUUGUUGGAAUUAAUUUAUACCAGACUAGAAAAUGUACUGGGCCUUUUAAUUUAUUUGUGUUCUGUUCUGACAGUGUAACAUCAAGUGUUUUGAAGAUACUUUCUUCAGUAGUUUGAUAACGAGGUGUCCCUAAGAGCUGCAUA